UAAAAUAUCUUAGUGGUGCAUCCAUCUGUUGCUAAUGAUUCAUCUCAACCCCCACGCACUUUCAAAACCUCUCCCAGUAUCUCUCCAUCUCCAUUUGAACUCUCUCUCUCUCUCUCUCUCUCUCUCUCUCUCUCUAUCUAAUCCCAACCUCUGUUUUUAUCUUUCUGAAAGCUCUCCAUUUGGACUCUCUCUUUCUCUCUCUCUCAUUCAAAUCCCAUCCUCUGUUUUCCUUUCUUCUCUCAAGAAACAAUGAAAAAUGAAGCUCAAGAUCCACCGUUCAAACCUCUCCGAUCGAAAUCACGCGACGUCAGCUCCCGAUUCCUCUCCCCAACUUCCCCAUCGUCCACCGAGAGCGGAAUCUCUUCUCCGAUCCAUGCCCUCUCUCCGAUCCGCCGGAAAGCCAGUGGGAUCCCCUCUGAUUCCCGUCGUCAUCGCAGCGUCGAAGAGGCAGGCCUAGUCAGAGGCCUAUGGCCAUCCUCGACUUCAUCUAAGAAAUCGAACACUCUCGCCGAUCAUCUCGGAAAUGAUAGAUUGAUUGAUUUCAUCGAACGGAAGAAUGGCGACCGAUCCUCAUCGAAGACACUUCAGUUCUUUGGCAGGCAAAAGAGCUGCUCUGAAUUCAACCGGUUCGAGAAUGAAAAGGAGGGAUCGAAGGAGAACCGCCCGGCCGGCGGGUCGAUGAGAUACACCGGAAAAUUCAAAUUCCCGGGAAAGAAAUCCACUUCUUCCGCCUCUUUCACUCCCGGGAGGAUCUCCGUCGUUGAGAAUGCCCUUGAACGCCGCAGGAAAUCCGACUCGUUUGCUGAUUUCCCAAGCUCAGAAUCUGAUAUCUCUGCAACAACAGACAUCAGCUCUGCGUCGAUGGGAAGAACACGAAAAGCGGGCAUUGAAGUCCCGUCGAGAUUCUUGCAAGAUCCAUCUAUAACUCGGACGCCGCGCAGGGGACCUGAUUCGAGCAAUCCAACGGUGGAGAAUUCACCGAAUCUGAGCUACUGGAUGUCGAAGAAUGCCAUAAAAAGGUCGAAUUCUCUUACAGCGUAUUCGUCUGCAACCACGCAGUGGGCCCUGUCUCCGGGCCGGACAGCAUCACCACCAAUGUCGGCGGAGAUGGGAAAGCCAACGCCGUCGUUUUCGAGCCUCCGUCCGCCGACCUCGCCUUCAAAAUCGAAGGGCGUGGGGAAUUUGAUUAGUCUGGGAUUGGAGUUGUUCAAGGGAAAGAAAUCUUCUUCUUCUUCUUCUUCUUCUUCUCCAUCGUCGUUGUCGUCAGCUGUGGCGGGUUUCGAGGCCGUUGAGAGCGUUCAUCAGCUGCGGAUGCUUCAUAAUCGACUGCUUCAAUGGAAGUUUGCGAAUGCAAGAGCUGAUGCUGUGAAUCAGAGCAGGGCAGCCCAAUCAGAGAGUAGCUUGGUGAAUGCAUGGAGCACUCUUUCUCAACUGCAGUCUUCUGUGGUGCAAAAGCGCAUACAACUUGAGAAAGAGAAGCUAGAGCUGAAGCUGAACAGAGUACUCAAGUCACAGAUUAAGUCAUUGGAAGCUUGGGCAGAUAUGGAAAGGCAGCAUAUCUCAGCAGUUUCAACUACUAAGGAUUGCAUACAUUCAGUUGUCUGCAGAGUCCCUCUAAUUGAGGGUGCGAAGGCCGAUUCUCAGCCAACUUCCAUGGAACUUCGCCAUGCAGCAGAUCUCACAGCAUCCAUCAAUACAAUGAUCAGUGAUUUCACUCCCAUGGCUACAAGGACAGUUCCAUUACUUUCUGAGCUAGCAGAGGUAGUGACAAGAGAGAGGGCUUUAUUGGAGGAAUGCUUUGAAUUGCUAGGUGUAGUUGCCAAUCUAGAGCUAAAAGAGAGGAGCUUAAAGUGCCAUAUCAUUCAGUUGAAAACACAUCAGCCACAGCAACAGCAACAAGCACAACUACAGAGCACGGUUUAAUUGAAAAGAAAUACCUCUUGCAAAGAGAGCUCAUUUAGGUAAAAGAUAGAAGCAGGGAUUGUUGAAGAGCUUCUUUUCCUUGUGGUUAAUAAAGUAUGUGCAGCUCAGAUAGUGUAAAUAAAAGUUGUAGAAGUGUAAAAAAAACAA
Molecule: messenger RNA, 2070 nt
Organism: Magnolia sinica
Lineage: Eukaryota; Viridiplantae; Streptophyta; Magnoliopsida; Magnoliales; Magnoliaceae
Product: QWRF motif-containing protein 3
Exons: 6
Coding region: 250-1923 (557 amino acids)
Biological process (GO): spindle assembly; centrosome cycle
Cellular component (GO): nuclear microtubule; centrosome; cytoplasm
Molecular function (GO): microtubule binding
Source: RefSeq, a predicted model, not a curated record